This is a messenger RNA of Knipowitschia caucasica, 1566 nucleotides long. The record is from the annotation of a GenBank genome assembly. NCBI's taxonomy places the organism in Eukaryota, Metazoa, Chordata, Actinopteri, Gobiiformes, Gobiidae.
AUGCCCGUACCCCUACCUGCUCCCGCGUGCUGCGCACCCGCUCCCCCCCCCCCCCCGCUGCCCUGCCCCCCCCCGCUAGACCACCUCCCCCCUCCUCCGGCCUCCUGCCCCCUCCCCCCUCCUCGGCCCCCAACCCCCACCUCCUCCCCUCCCCUUCACUGCACCCCCGCCCUGACCGCGCCCGCCUCCCCCCGACCCCCGCCCCCCGCUCUGACCCCCCAGCCCUGGGUGUCCUCCGCCCUCCUAAGCCACGCCCCACGCAUCCACCCGCACCCCCAAGGUCAUCCGCAGCGCCUGUACAUUAGAGUCCCACUUCGCCCCCCUCCCCUCACCCCCGCCCACGACACCGCACGCGUUUUUCCCUCCGCACUGCCCCCUCCCCCAAGCCACCCCCAUUCAACCCCCCGUCCCGCCCAGAACAACCCGCCCUCCACCCCACCACCCCUCCCCACCUUCAGCGCCCCUCCAUCUCCCCAUCCCCCGCCGCGCGUCCCCCCCCCCCACCGAAUGCUGCCCCCACCCAUAGCCCCCGCAACUGCCCCCGCCCGGCGCUCCCUUUCCCCACCCUCCCCCCCUCCGAGUCGCCGACCGCCCCCCCGCCCAAAGAACCCCUUCCCCCUCCCAUCGAUCCUCCGCCCCCCUCCCACCCACCUCCCCCCGCGACCGACCACCCCGCCCCCCCGUCCGCUGCCCCUCUCCCUCGCCCCCAGCCAUCCCGCCCCCUUUCCUUAUCUCCGCCGCCCCCCCCCCCACCAGCUUCAACGAACCCCCCUACAAUUAUUUCCCUCACCCCUCGCGUCGCCCAACCUCAGCCCCCCCACGCCCACCUCACCCGCAACACGGGCCGAUCGCCACUGCGGACCCCCCCCCACACACCCCCCUCCGCCUCCCCCCCCACCCCCAGACUCCCAAUAUCACACCACAAAUCAAGACCAAACUACGUGCCUCCCAGGCCAGUACGAACGCCGCCCCCCGGCCCCCGCCAGGCGCUCAACGUGCGGCCCCCCCCCCCUCACCUACCCACAGACCUCCCCUCACUCCGCCUGCCCCCCCCCACUACCACCCCCGCCCCCCCCACUGCCACCCCAUCCCAACCUCCUCCCCCCCCGCACCCCCCCCCAUCCCCCCGACCGUCCCCCCGUCUACCGCCUCCCACCUCAACAUACACUAGAUCCCAGCCACGCGGCCCCCCCACCCACUUCGCAACCCCGCGGCAACCACGCAUGCUUCCCCCACUGUCCCCCUCCUCCUCCCCCGGUCCCCCCCGUGUCCAUCCACUCCACUUGGGUCCCUAGAUACCCCGCACCCCCCCGACCCUCUAUCGCCCACCCACUCAGCACCACUCCCCAACACCCGACAACUAACCCCCAUCCCGCGGCCCCCUGUCCCUCCCCCCGCUCCUUCCGCUCCCCGUCCCCUGCCAUCCUGCCAGCGAUGCAGCGCACCCGCUCCCACACGAUCCCAGCCUACCCGCCCUAUACGUCCCUCCCCCCGCGCCCCCCUCGACUCCGGGAACGAUACGCCCCCCGCCCCCCACCCUACCACAGGGGGCACCCCCCCCCGUAG